AUGUCGCAGAAGAUAGAUUUCAACGCCUUGAAGGCCCGUACGAUGGGCUCAGGCAACGAUGAGGAGGCGGUAACAGUGGACACUCGCGGGCUGAUUUCCAAAGUCCUCGCGCGUUAUUCAGGAAAAUGGACAGUUCUACGAGAGAUGAUCCAAAAUGCAGCGGAUGCCAGCGCCACCAGAGUGACGAUCAAGUUCGAGACGCUACCGUCGACAACUGUACCUUUACCAGCCUCUGCCGACCAGACGACACUUAUCAAGCAUGUACUAUCUAACCACACUUUGAAACGCCUUCUCAUAUCGAACAAUGGGCUUCCUUUUAGUGAGAAGGAUUGGUCUAGGUUGAAGCGGAUCGCGGAUGGGAACCCGGACGAGACAAAGAUCGGGGCCUUCGGAGUCGGGUUUUACAGUGUUUUUGAUGACUGCGAGGAACCUUUUGUCUCUUCCGGAGACGAGGCCAUGGCCUUCUACUGGAAAGGGAACGCUCUUUUCACUCGACGACUGCAGCUAGAUGAGGGAUCAAAGAAUCCUGAAACGACAUUUGUGCUUGAUUACCGCAAUGAUUCCUCGCCCAUACCUUCGCUGAUGCAGCUGUGCCAGUUCCUAUCAAGCAGUUUGACGUUUGUUGGCCUUGAGAGGAUCGAGUUGUGGCUAGAUGACUGGAAUCUGUUGCGCCUGACAAAGAAAGUCGCACCAAGUGUCAACGUGACGAUCCCAAAAGAUAUUGAAACAAAGACUGCUCAGGGCCUCAUGAAGAUUUCCAGUGUGACACGGGAAGUAGCCCAGGUUGAUGCGUCCUGGAUGCGGAUUGUCGAGUGGAAGCCUCAGGCAACUUUGUCCCCCCUUGAUGGCCUUCGGGAUACGACAGGUUCUCUGCGCUCGUUCUUCUCAAGGCUCACUGGCCAGAAUGGCGCAGAAAAACAGACCAAACCCGAAAGAAUCGAAAGGUCAAAUGAGAACGAAGAGCUGACAAAGAUACUGAAUGCUUCUGUCUUCCUCCACAUCAACACCGCAUCCAUCCAAGCGUCUGUCAGCCAAGCUUUGAGUGAUGAGCUCGAACGAGCGACUCGCAAACCCCCGCCCAAGAAGACUAAGAUAGCCAUUCUGACACCAUCAUAUGACGCAACUAUCGCGGUCGGAGCGUCUCUGUCGCAAUCAGAGAUUCUGGCGUCAAUUUUGCCCUCAAAAACUGGACGAGUGUUUAUCGGUUUUCCGACGCACCAAACGACCGGCCUCAAUGCGCACAUAUCUGCUCCCUCGGUGAUCCCCACUGUCGAGAGAGAAAGUAUUGAUUUGAACACUCGGUAUAUUAGUCGAUGGAACCUCGAGAUGCUGAGAGCAGCAGGCAUCAUUUGUCGGAUCGCUUGGUCCGCAGAAAUGGCGUCGAUUAAACUUAAUAUCUUAUCAAAGAGAGAACUCACGAAUAGAUCAAAAAUUCGAAGGGAAGACAUUGUGCCCGUCAUUCCUGAAGCCAUCCACAGUGCCAACCAGUUUGUUUUCCGAGAGUCGACCCCUUCGUCGCUUUUGGGGCAAACGAUCGAAGAUGCCUUCUGGACGUGUAACAAGAACGCCUCGAUUGAAAUUCUUUCUUCUUGUGGUGUGAUACAAAGUCAUCAGACUCGCAUUGCACCCAAAGAGCUCAGCUUCAUGGACUCUAUCCCUGUUUUGCCUGAUGAAUUCGUCUUGGGUGCGAAGGAGUUCGUCAAAAAGCUGACAGACUUUGGCCUUGUGACCGACAUCACUGUGUCAGACAUCAAAAAGGAGCUAGAAACGUGUACGCUGCGCUCCGACCAAGUCCUUGAAUUUCUCUCCUGGCUUGGUCGGAGAGCUGUCUCAGGGCAACUGGAAUCCUCGUCAAUUCAAGCUCUACUUAGUGUUGCUGUUGUGAACGAUGAAGACAGCAAGGGCAAUGCGACGCCAUUGCUCGUGUUGGCAGAUAUAAGGUGCUUCCUAAAUCCUCAGCGUAUCCCCGCUGAGCUACCGUUACCACCUUGGGUGAUGCCUUUUAAGUUCACAAAAAGUCUGAGCAAACAAUAUUUCGAGGCCAUGGGAUGGAAAGAACUGGAUAUAGUGCCUUGGUUGAAAUGGCUGGUUGGGAACGCCGGAAAUAGGAGCAUUCUCACGGUGGAACAAGAUAUGACUUGCACGUCAGCGUUCGCUGCGCAAGUCCUACCUGUCCUUUCCAAGCAAUGGGAACCCUUGAGUCCAUCAGCCAAGCAAACAGUUGCCAGCCUACUACAAGCGCAGACAGUCAUUCCGACGAGAUUUGGUAUGAAGCGGCCUGCUGAGACUUAUUUCACCUCUGUCCGGUUGUUCGAUGAUCUUCCUAUUGUAUACGGCCUGAACAACGUUAAAGAGAAGUUUCUGGCGGCGCUCGGAGUACGCAAGACCGUUGAGCUUGGCGUCAUUUUUGAGCGUCUUCUCGACCCCUCUGAAUCUGCUAAUACGGCUGUCGACAAUCAGAAGAGGUGGAGCCAUGUCGACCUAGUCAAAUAUCUUACUUCAGUGCGGGAAGAUAUUCCGCAGAAGGAUAUUGAGCGGCUUAAAAAUACGAGUAUUUGCAUGGCUGAAGUCCAAGGGGACUCGACUGAUAACCACAGGAAACGGUACAAGAUCUCUGAGCUGUUUGAGCCGAACGAAUCUCUCAGGAAUCUUAACUUCCCUAUUAUCGAAUGGCCAGCAAACUACAGACCUAGCAGUGGUGAAGGGAGGUUUCUCACAAUGUUGGGCCUCAGAUGUUUCCCGACAGCACCGGAGUUGAUCGACCUCAUGGCACAAUCAUUGAAAGAAGCAAACCACGCUCUUUACGGAAGAGCAAUAUCCUACUUCAUUACUGAGUAUCAUACAAAUGGAUAUGCUACAUUCAACUGUGGCGGGGUCAAUGUCCCUUUUCUAUCUGUUGAAGGCUCAAAGGUUCCUAGCGCCCCCAGCAAGUGCUUUACUGAUGAGGGAGCUGCGUUGUUUGGCUUUAAAAUCCUACGAAAGGACCUCCAUCCACAUGCACUCAAGUUCGGCGUUAGACCACACCCUGCACUUGGGGAGUGCAUCGAUGUCCUUAUACAACAGCCCCCCACGACCAGAAAGGACGCCAGGGUGUUUUUCAAGUACCUGGCUGGAAGAGUCGCUGAACUCAGUGCACGAGAUAUAAGUCGCGUUGGAAAUGCGUUGGUCGUGCCUAUCACGUCCAGGGAUGAGACGGAAAAGGACCAAAAGUUCCGGCUGAUCACCCCGAACAGCUGUUAUCUCGGAGAGGGUGAAGAUUACCGAGAUAUUUUUGAUUUUGUCGACUUUGGCCAGGAAGCAAACCUUUUUCUCAUGGCCGUUGGUUCUAAACGCGAACCAACCAAACCCGAGUUGGCUCGUAUGGUGGUGAGAGAGCCUGCACGGAUAUCAUCUAUAUUUCAAAGUUCUGAGAAGUAUAUCAAACUCCUGAGGACUCUUGCCGAGCAUCUUCCUACUCUGAGAAAGGAUCGGGAUCUUUUCAACUCCAUGAGAAGAUCUUCGUUCUUAUUGGCAAGUAGAGACAUCACGAGCCAAGGAACGAAGAAAACAAAUGGAAAGGCAGAAGGUGGCGAUGGAUCGGAUGAUGAUCUCUAUGCCGACGAAGACCAAAGUAUCAAGGAGUGGAACCUGGCUGCUGCAAAAGAAAUUAUCGUCGUGGAUGACUUUCAGAGUUUCAAUCUGUUCAAGGAACAUGUACUCGCCGCUCCCCAAGAAGAAGUAUUGGAGAACUUCUACAUCGCUCUCGGAGCGUCUCCGUUGAGUACUAUAGUUGAAGAGAGAGCCCAUUGGGGAGCGGUGGCUGCCGACCAACGUCCUGCGGUCAAGCUACAGAAGCUCAUCCACGAACGGUCGAGACUCUUUCUUCAUGAUCAGUCUUCAGAUUCGAUCCGGCAUGACAUCAAGUGGUUGGAAAAGAAUCUUACUGUGCAUGUCGUGAAUUCCAUUUCUUUGACGAGGUCCCUGCAGGGUCGUCGUGUCUCGCACAACCAAAAGCGAAGCGCCAUCAUAACACAGCAACCGAAGGGCUGGACACUCUGGAUCUGUCCUGGAAAAUAUGAUCUUUAUGAAAUCAGUCAGGCAUUGGUCCAUCUCAUCCUUGUCAGGCCGAAACUUCACUCAACCCUUACAUUGGAAAUGCUACUAAAGACCGAUCUUUUGGAACUCAAAGCCCGAGGUUACAACGUGGAGCGUAUUCUCAAGCAAAAGGCUCAUGAAGCAAAGAUGGCAGAAGAUAGACGCCAGAAACAAGUGGAGGAGGAGCGUAAGCUCCUACAAGAGAGGGAAGCCGAAUGGGCAAAGAGACAGGCACAGAUUGCUGAAGAGGAACAGGCACAAGCACAGGCACAGGCACAGGAUUUGAUGCCAGGCGACUUUCCUAAUUCACCAACCCAAAGAAACAAUACCCGCGACCUUCAACAAAUCUCACAGCCGGAGGCAAUACAACAGGAUCAGCGGCCGCGUGGUCUCUUCGCUAGCUUGACCAAGCGCCUUGGUCUGGAAAAUGGGCGAUUCAAUGACCUUUCCUCUUCGACCACGGGACCAUCAGAGCCUCAGGGCAGCCUUCCCCCGCCCCCUUACUCUGCCGAUGACCCAAACAAAAACAGGCCGGAAGGUACCCCUAAUGUUCAUCCUCCGCACAAACUACACGAGGAACUACUCUCCGCUGUACAGGCCUGUCGAGCUCAUGGGUCGUCUGGCGUCUACAGCCGGCCCGAGACGAAGCAGGUCAACGAAACCAAAUCCUACUGCGAUGAGAAACCAAGUCAUGACCUUGAAUUUGCGGCCACGCUACCUUGUGGCCUUCAUGUGCUUCUCACCCGCUCGAUCAGCGAUCGGUCAGCAUUCCUCUCCGAGAACAUUGCGGGUAUGAAUGUCUUCGCCUCCGUCUUGCUGGACUGCGCCACCAUCUUCGCUCUGCGCAAAGACAGCCUCAGUCUCUUUUACGACCCCGGAAGCAAGACUAUCGCCUUCAACCAGGCGGGUAGCAUCUUCUGUAACUACCACUACUUCAAGCAGUUACACCAAUCUAGCUUGCUCCAGCUCUCCAGCCCCGGCCGGGCAGAGGCUCUAGUGUACUGGUGGGUUAUUCUCUGUCACGAGCUUGCACACAAUCUCGUGGCCGACCAUAGCUCUGCCCACAGCUACUACACUGAAAGUUUCGUCGCUCAAUACUUCCCCAAGAUAGCCGUGAAACUUGCCGCCGACAGUCCUCAGCCGCCGGUGCAGACCCCUCAGUCUCAGCCAUAG
Penicilliopsis zonata CBS 506.65 is the source of this 5247-nucleotide messenger RNA. RefSeq lists its product as hypothetical. The transcript is spliced from 3 exons. The record is from RefSeq and is a predicted model, not a curated record. NCBI's taxonomy places the organism in Eukaryota, Fungi, Ascomycota, Eurotiomycetes, Eurotiales, Aspergillaceae. The coding region runs from base 1 to 5247 and encodes 1748 amino acids.